AUGCCGGUCAGCCCUGCUGCGUUGUUGUUUUGCCUCGCGUGGGUUGCCCUCGCCGUUCCGGCUGGCGCUGCAACGGGUCGACCGCCGUCGCCCAACACCUUCAUCUGGUCAGUCCCCCGCAGCGGCAGCACCCUCUUGCUCAACUCGCUCGGAAACUCCGGCUUCUGGAACCGGAGCAAUGUUCUGUGCGAGCCAUUCAAUGGUGAGCUUGGGGAGCCCCACCCGAUGUUCGGCCAGGGAUUCAGUUCCGCCCAGGACAUUGUGGACGAGGUCUCUACCCGCGGGGCGUUCCUGUGGAAAGACCACCCGCUGUCACUGCUCAAAUCGUGGGGUGCCCCGCACCGCCACCCCUUCCUCGCGGACAAGGGAACGAAGCACAUAUUCCUCACGCGCAAUCCCGUCGAUACGGUGAGGGGCGUAGCAGUCGGCAUCGUGAGGACGGAAGACUUUCCGACCCUGAAUCCCGCGCUCACCCGCCACUUUAUCAGCAUGGGCUUUGACCCCGAGGACAUCCAGGCCUUGAUGGACUCUCUCGGCGGGCACACCGAGCAGAAGUUGCUCUACCGGUACCUGACCGAGGUGGUUGAGGCGCCGCACAUUCUCUUCGUAGAGAUCGAGGAUCUGUGGAACGACCCAAAGGCCGCUCUUCGCGGCAUUGCGGCCUUCCUCGGGAUCGAGUUCACGCAAGCCUUGCUAAAGUGGAACGGGCCGUCCAUUGAUGUGACCGCGUUUCCCGAGUCGCUUCUCCCUUGGUUUGAAGCCUGGGCCACCGCGAUGGCGAGGACGACGGAGAAGCAGCUGGUCGCGUAUCGGUGGCUCCGCGAGCACGUGCCAGCGAGGCAGCGCUUGGGCAUCGACCCUGCCGACUUGCGAUGGUUCGACGCCAAAGAGCCCUUGGCAAACGUGCAUCCGCUGCAUGCGUGGGACGAGCCAAAUGGAGACGUGGUCAUCAACGGCUGCUGCGACCACUACAAGAUGUCUGAGGUGCGUGUCAGCCCCUCGAGCGGCGCCGUGACCUACACCGUGAUUGACCACACCUUGCACUCCGAGUUUUCGCGCAUUCGAGAUGACUUGACCGGCCAGGCAGGGGUACGUUUCGGCUACACUGGGUUCAUGGAGGACGGCAUCGACUUCAAUUUCAAGGGCCUGGCCAAGUGGGACAUGGAGGCGAAGAAGCUGGCGGCCAAGAUUCGCUACCCGAACGGCGUCGUCGGCGGAGAGCCCGUCUUCAUCCCCCACGGCGGGCUAGGCUCGGACGAUGGCUAUGUCGCCACGAUUCUCGUCGACGACCAGCGGCGCGCCGAGUUGGCGCUCUACGAUGCAAAGACCUUUGCACGCACGCCUGCGGUGCGAAUGAAGCUGCCGGUGAGGGUGCCGCACGGUUUCCACGGCACCUGGAUUGACGAGAAGGCUCUGCAGCAACACGUGAGCCUCACAAAGGUGCGGAAGUGA
This is a messenger RNA of Emiliania huxleyi CCMP1516, 1452 nucleotides long. RefSeq lists its product as hypothetical. Gene Ontology annotation, biological process: carotene catabolic process. The transcript is spliced from 4 exons. Bases 1 to 1452 code for a protein of 483 amino acids. Gene Ontology annotation, molecular function: carotenoid dioxygenase activity. Gene Ontology annotation, cellular component: chloroplast stroma. NCBI's taxonomy places the organism in Eukaryota, Haptophyta, Isochrysidales, Noelaerhabdaceae. The record is from RefSeq and is a predicted model, not a curated record.